GUAGAGAUGAAGCUGCUCCUGGCCCUGACAGGGCUCCUGGCCGUUCUGGCUGGGCCCCGGCCCUCUGAGGCUGCUGCUCCAGCUGCCCUGGGGGAGGUGGACACCUCGGUGGUUGUGACCUGCAUGGAGGAGGCGAAGCGGCUAGUAGACAAGGCCUACAAGGAGCGGCGGGAGAGCAUCAAGCAGCGGCUUCGCAGUGGCUUGGCCAACCCCAUGGAACUCCUGUCCUACUUCAAGCAGCCAGUGGCAGCCACCAGGACAGCUGUGAGGGCUGCUGACUAUUUGCAUGUGGCCCUAGGCCUGCUGGAAGGGAAGCUGUGGCCCCUGUUGUCAGGGCCCUUCAAUGUCACGGACGUGCUGACUCCCGCCCAGCUCGAUCUGCUGUCCAAGUCCAGCGGCUGCGCCUACCAGGACGUGGGGGUGAGAUGCCCCGAGCGGGACAAGUACCGCACCAUCACCGGGCAGUGCAACAACAGACGCAGCCCCACGCUGGGGGCCUCCAACCGCGCCUUUGCGCGCUGGCUGCCGGCAGAGUACGAGGACGGCUUCUCGCUGCCCUACGGCUGGACGCCCGGGGUCAAGCGCGGCGGCUUCCCGGUGCCCCUGGCUCGCGCCGUCUCCAACGCCAUCGUGCGCUUCCCCACGGAGCAGCUGACGCAGGACCAAGAGCGUUCGCUCCUGUUCAUGCAGUGGGGCCAGCUGAUUGAUCACGACCUCGACUUCACUCCUGAGCCGGCCGCCCGGGUCGCCUUUAUCAGUGGUCUUAACUGCGAGACCAGCUGCUUGCAGCAGCCACCCUGCUUUCCCCUCAAGAUCCCACCUAAUGACCCCCGCAUCAGGAACCAGCGAGACUGCAUUCCGUUCUUCCGCUCCUGCCCUGCCUGCACAGAGGGCAACAUCACCAUCCGCAACCAGAUCAACGCCCUCACCUCCUUCCUGGACGCCAGCAUGGUGUACGGCAGCGAGGAACCCUUGGCCAGGAAGCUUCGCAACCUGACCAACCAGCUGGGGCUACUGGCCAUCAACAAACGCUUCACUGACAACGGCCGGGCGCUGCUGCCCUUCGACAACCUGGACGAUGACCCCUGCCUCCUCACCAACCGCUCCGCGGGCAUCCGCUGCUUCCUGGCAGGGGACUCCCGCUCCAGUGAGAUGCCCGAGCUCACCUCCAUGCACACGCUCUUUCUGCGGGAGCACAACCGUCUGGCCACAAGGCUCAAACGCCUGAACCCCCGCUGGAAUGGAGAGAGGCUCUACCAGGAAGCCCGGAAGAUCGUGGGAGCCAUGGUCCAGAUCAUCACGUACCGGGACUACCUGCCGCUGGUGCUGGGGCCAGAGGCCAUGAGGAAGUACCUGCCCAAGUACCGCUCCUACAAUGACUCAGUGGACCCUCGAAUCGCCAACGUCUUCACCAACGCCUUCCGCUAUGGCCACACCCUCAUCCAACCUUUCAUGUUCCGCCUGGACAGUCGGUAUAAGCCCGUGAGGUCCAACCCCCGUGUUCCACUCAGCAGGGUCUUUUUUGCCUCGUGGAGGGUUGUGCUGGAAGGUGGCAUUGACCCCAUCCUCCGGGGCCUCAUGGCCACUCCUGCCAAGCUGAAUCGCCAGAACCAAAUUGUGGUGGAUGAGAUCCGGGAGCGGCUGUUUGAGCAGGUCAUGAGGAUCGGGCUGGACCUGCCUGCUCUAAACAUGCAGCGUAGCCGGGACCAUGGCCUCCCAGGGUACAAUGCCUGGAGGCGCUUCUGUGGGCUGCCACAGCCCCAAACAGUGGGCGAGCUGGGCACAGUGCUGAAGAACCAGGAGCUGGCGAGGAAGCUGAUGCAGCAGUACGGUACACCCAACAACAUUGACAUCUGGAUGGGCGGCGUGGCCGAGCCUCUGAAUGCCAAUGGCCGUGUGGGCCCGCUCCUUGCCUGCCUCAUCGGGACCCAGUUCAGGAAGCUCCGUGAUGGCGAUCGGUUUUGGUGGCAGAACAAGGGCGUAUUCAGCACGCAGCAGCAGCAGGCCCUGGCCAAGAUCUGCUUGCCGCGCAUCAUCUGUGACAACACGGGCAUCACCACCGUGUCCAAGAACAACAUCUUCAGGUCCAACACAUUCCCUCGGGACUUUGUCAACUGCAGUACACUCCCCACGUUGGACCUGUCUUCCUGGAGGGAGAGGGACUAGAGGCUGGGUAAGGGGUGCAGCCGUGAGGUGAAGGCUGGGCACACCUGGGCUGGCACCUGCAGCCACAGAUCUCCCCUCCCUAGGCGAGCCCACCCGUUUUGAGAGCCGGCCGAGAAAAUGAAUGACUAGCCAUUCAUUCAUAUGUGUGUGUGAGCAUGUGCAGUGUGCAUACUGUGCAUUAUGUGUGUGUUAUCUGUAGACGUGGGUAGCGUGUUGUGUGCUGUGUAUAUGUGUCAUUUAUGUGAGUGUCUGUUUGCUGUUUCUGUCAGUACUAAGUGUAUGGAAGCAGCAGAGCACACUGGCGAGGAGCACAAGCUCCGGAGCUGGACCGCUUGGGUUCAAGUCCCUGCUCUGCAGCUUACCAGC
This is a messenger RNA of Molossus molossus (Pallas's mastiff bat), 2532 nucleotides long. It is a transcript of the gene MPO, whose product is annotated as myeloperoxidase. The transcript has 12 exons. Gene Ontology annotation, molecular function: peroxidase activity; heme binding. NCBI's taxonomy places the organism in Eukaryota, Metazoa, Chordata, Mammalia, Chiroptera, Molossidae. The coding region runs from base 7 to 2166 and encodes 719 amino acids. The record is from RefSeq and is a predicted model, not a curated record. Gene Ontology annotation, biological process: response to oxidative stress.